UGGAGGGCAGGGCAUCACCCCCAGCACCCUCAUCAUCAUCAUCACCAUCCUCCUCCUCCUCCUUCCCCCGGGCCGGCGGGCGGAGCCCCAAUGCACCCCGCUCGGGGCAACGGCACACAGGGCCCCAGGACCGGACCCCACCGCCCCCGGCUCCCCCCGGGGCAGGUGCGGCCGAGGCGGACGGGGGCGGAGCGCAGCGUUUAGCGCAGCGUUUAGCGCAGCUCGGCCCCGCGGCAGGACCGGCCCGCCCGCUCCGUUAUCGAUUCCUCGGCGGAGAAAAGGCAGAAGCGACGCCAGUCUCGCCCAGCCGACCCCUCCAACGGGGCAGCCCCGAACCGAGCUAUGAAGACCUACAGUCUGUUUCUCCUACUCCUGUGGAGUGCCAUCGGGACAGCCAGGGCUGCCAAAAUCGUCAUCGUGCCGCCUAUCAUGUUUGAGAGCCAUAUGUAUAUUUUCAAGACUCUAGCCUCGGCCUUGCACGAGAGAGGCCAUCAGACGGUGUUCCUUCUCUCUGAAGGCCGUGACAUCCCUGCCUCGAGUCACUACCGACUCCAACGCUAUCCGGGAAUCUUUAACAGCACCACCUCAGAUGCGUUUCUCCAGUCCAAAAUGCGGAACAUUUUCUCCGGGAGGCUGACGGCCCUGGAGCUGUUUGACAUUUUGGACCACUAUUCCAAGAACUGUGAUAUGAUGGUGGGGAACCAGGCCUUGAUGCAGAGCCUGAAGAAGGAGAAGUUUGACCUGCUGCUGGUGGAUCCCAAUGAGAUGUGUGGGUUUGUCAUAGCUCAUCUUUUAGGGGUCAAGUAUGCUGUUUUUUCCACCGGUCUCUGGUAUCCGGCUGAGGUGGGGGCUCCCGCUCCCUUGUCGUACGUUCCCGAAUUUAACUCGCUCCUAACGGACCACAUGAACUUGCUCGAGAGGAUUAAAAACACCGGCGUUUACCUCAUUUCCCGAUUCGGGGUCAGCUUUUUGGUCCUUCCGAAGUACGAGAGGAUAAUGCAGAAAUACAACCUGCAGCCCGAGAGAUCUAUGUACGACUUGGUGCACGGCUCCAGCCUGUGGAUGCUGUGUACUGACGUAGCCCUGGAGUUCCCGAGACCCACGCUGCCCAAUGUCGUGUACGUGGGGGGAAUCCUAACCAGACCCGCCAGCCAACUGCCAGAAGAUCUCCAAAGAUGGGUAAAUGGUGCUAAUGAACACGGUUUUGUCCUGGUCUCUUUUGGAGCCGGAGUGAAGUAUCUGUCGGACGAUAUUGCAACCAAGCUAGCGGGGGCGUUGGCGAGGCUGCCUCAGAAGGUGAUUUGGAGAUUUUCUGGAAUCAAGCCAAGGAAUCUAGGAAACAACACAAAGCUCAUAGAAUGGUUACCACAAAAUGAUCUUCUCGGACACUCAAAUAUUAAAGCUUUCCUUAGCCAUGGUGGCUUGAACAGUAUUUUUGAAACAAUGUACCACGGUGUGCCUGUAGUGGGAAUUCCACUCUUUGGAGAUCAUUACGAUACUAUGACUCGAGUUCAGGCCAAAGGCAUGGGGAUAUUACUUGAGUGGAAGACCAUUUCAGAAGGAGACUUGUACGAAGCCCUCGUGAAAGUGAUUAAUGAUCCCAGCUACAGGCUCCGAGCUCAGAAGCUGUCUGAAAUUCACAAGGAUCAGCCCGGUCACCCCGUCAAUCGGACCGUCUAUUGGAUCGAUUACAUUCUCCGGCACAACGGGGCCCGCCAUCUCCGGGCCGCUGUUCACCGUAUUUCUUUCUAUCAGUACUUUUUACUGGAUGUUGCCUUUGUUCUGUCUGUCGGUGCUGCCUUGCUCUACUUCCUAAUGUCCCGGAGCGUGAGAUUUAUUUACAGACAGAGCAAACAUCUUUGGGCUAGCAGGGAGCACAGUGCUAUAAACGGACAUUACCACAAUGGGAUUCCAAAUGGCAAAUUCAAAAGAAAUGGCCACAUUAAACACGAAAAGAAGGUGAAAUGAGCCAGCUGUCCUCACCUGAUAUUAACAAGAGCUGUUCAAGAAAUUGAAUUUUAUUGUUGUAACUUAAAUCUAACAACUACUUAAUGUAAAAACCCAGUAAACAGUUCUAACAUUCCCCUAUAUAAUCUUAUGGGAUUAAGAUGUCUUAAAAAGGGAAAAAAAAGCACAAACUUAAAAUGCAAAAAUGUAUUUUAUUCCUAAUCGUGAUGCAGAGAGUAAUAUUGGCACUGAGAUUUUUAGAAGUCUCGAUUCUUUACAUCAAGUUAAUGACCUAUGGGUUCUUAGUUUUAAAAUCUGAAGGCGUGUCCCAGAUGCACAGAUGUUACUUUUUAUUCAGUAAGGUGUUUUUUAUUCAUCUUUUGGUUAAGAGAAUUUUAGCUAGCUGCAGUUGCAUGAUAAAUUAGUUGGAGGUCCAUCAUUUAAGAAUGAAGGUUCUGUUUCCUGCUGGACUUGUCAGCUGGUGUUUAAUGUGUUUAGAUUCAGGAUGCUCUGCAGAGGACAUUUUCUCUUAAAAAAAGCAAAAAAAAAAAAAAAA
Molecule: messenger RNA, 2503 nt
Organism: Ornithorhynchus anatinus (platypus)
Lineage: Eukaryota; Metazoa; Chordata; Mammalia; Monotremata; Ornithorhynchidae
Gene: UGT8
Product: UDP glycosyltransferase 8
Exons: 6
Coding region: 343-1968 (541 amino acids)
Molecular function (GO): UDP-glycosyltransferase activity
Source: RefSeq, a predicted model, not a curated record